GAUAGCCUACGUCACCGUUACCUAGGGAGACGGUUGUAACAAUUGCCCUGCUGGGAGCUCGCAGCUGGGGCUGGCGGCCGCAGGGCUGCGGGGAGCAGGCGGUGUCGGGGCAGCAGGUCCGGGACAUGCAGGAGUGGAACAGGAGACGCAGGAGGGGGGGAAAAUGAACGAGGUAAAAGAAUGUCUGAGAAACAUAGAGCAGACUUACAAGAUCUUCCAGCAACAGCAGUUUACAUUUAUUGCAGCACUGGAACACACCCGAGAGGAUGCACAUGACAAGAUCAGGCCUGUAGCAAGUAUUGGACAGGUGCAGGCAUACAUGGAUCAUCACUGUAACAACACUACCGACAGACGCAUCCUCCUCAUGUUCUUGAACAUCUGUAGUGAACUGAACAAACUCUGCCAAAAGCUAGAAGCCCUGCACCCUGGUACCAGUGUAACGAACAAUAUUUUGGAGAAAUGCAAGCUGCUAGUUAGCCCCAGCAACGACCUGAGCACCAUCCGAGCCAAGUACCCUCAUGAUGUGGUGAAUCACCUGAGCUGUGAUGAAGCAAAGAACCACUACGGAGGUGUGGUGAGCCUCAUACCCAUAGUGCUGGACUGCAUGAAAGCAUGGGUGGCCCACAGUGAGAAGUUGCCUCGGAACUUCCUGCAUAAUGUGAGUGAUGGAAAUGCUGACUCUCAGAAGAGAACACAGCAGGAUGUGUCAGCAAAGGCAUCUAUUCCCCUAGGCCCACGUCCUGCUACCCUCACUACUGCUACUCAGACCUUGGUUAGUUACAAAGACUAUUCACGAGAGCAGAACAGUAAACAUGGUAAAAAAGAGCACCUGAAUGGCACAGGGAGAAACACUUGGAAAUAUCUGAAUGGUCCCUGGAAACCACCUGGGAAACACUCCUUUUAGAAGGACCAAAGCUCA
Messenger RNA from Mauremys mutica (yellowpond turtle), 919 nucleotides. RefSeq names its product sperm acrosome associated 9 (gene SPACA9). NCBI's taxonomy places the organism in Eukaryota, Metazoa, Chordata, Testudines, Geoemydidae. The record is from RefSeq and is a predicted model, not a curated record. The transcript has 4 exons. The coding region runs from base 164 to 904 and encodes 246 amino acids. Gene Ontology annotation, cellular component: sperm flagellum; ciliary base; acrosomal vesicle.